Messenger RNA from Nymphaea colorata (pocket water lily), 1879 nucleotides. RefSeq names its product purple acid phosphatase 18. Gene Ontology annotation, molecular function: metal ion binding; acid phosphatase activity. Lineage: Eukaryota; Viridiplantae; Streptophyta; Magnoliopsida; Nymphaeales; Nymphaeaceae. Bases 121 to 1455 code for a protein of 444 amino acids. The record is from RefSeq and is a predicted model, not a curated record. The transcript has 5 exons.
UUGUGUUUGCUUCCGUCUCACUCUGGGGCCUAACCCGAAUCCCUUGUGCUCGUCCCCGUUCUUCUGCUGCGUGAGGAGGGGAGUUGGCGGGGAGGUGGGAAGGAAGGAGGGCCAGGAAUAAUGGCUGCCGAGAUAGUCCCCGCUUUCGUGGUAGCGGCGUUCUUGCUGCUGAUGGCGGUUUCUGCGGUCGCGGAUGAGAGCUACGUGCGGCCGCCUCCACGCGCGGAACUGGGCGUCGGCGUCCCCACCUGGUUCUGGGGGAGGAAGUCGACGUCUCCCUUCCCUCAGCAGGUUCACAUCUCUUUGGCCGGAGACAGACACAUGAGAGUAACAUGGAUCACGGACGAUCCAACUGCUCCUUCAGUUGUAGAAUAUGGUACAUCACCCGGAGAGUAUAUGGCCACCUCUCAAGGAGAAAGUACAUCUUAUAGCUACUUGCUAUACAGCUCUGGCAAGAUACACAAUGUUGUUAUUGGGCCAUUAGAGGCCAACACUGUGUAUUUCUAUCGAUGUAGCGGCCAGAACCCUGAAUUCAGUCUGAAAACCCCACCGUCUCAAUUUCCUGUCACUUUUGCUGUGGUUGGUGAUUUGGGGCAGACGGAAUGGACUUCAUCUACUCUUGAUCACAUCGACAAAUGCGAGUAUGAUGUGCAUUUGCUGCCUGGGGACCUGUCUUAUGCAGAUUACAGGCAGCACCUGUGGGAUUCAUUUGGUGAAUUGGUGCAGCCUCUUGCAAGUGCAAGACCGUGGAUGGUAACAGAGGGAAACCACGAGAAAGAGAGCAUCCCAUUCUUUAAGUCUGGGUUUGAUGCAUACAAUGCAAGAUGGAAGAUGCCAUUUGAGGAGAGUGGUUCGAGUUCAAAUCUGUAUUACUCUUUCGAAGUUGCUGGAGUUCAUGUUGUGAUGCUUGGUUCCUACACUGAUUACGAUGAGUAUUCUGAGCAGUAUAAUUGGCUGAAGGCUGAUCUAUCAAAGGUGGACCGACAAAAGACCCCGUGGCUGCUGGUAUUGAUGCAUGCCCCUUGGUAUAACAGCAACUGGGCUCACCAAGGAGAGGGUGACAAAAUGAUGUCCUCGAUGGAACCAUUGCUUUAUGCUGCAAAUGUCGAUAUUGUGCUGGCAGGCCAUGUCCAUGCAUAUGAGCGCUCUACACGUGUCAACAUGGGAAAGGUGGAUCAUUGCGGACCCGUGCAUAUCACUAUUGGUGAUGGAGGCAACAGAGAAGGGCUGGCUCAAAGGUAUCUGAAGCCGAAGCCCGAAUGGUCAGUUUUCCGUGAAGCCAGUUUUGGUCAUGGAGAGCUAAAGAUUGUGAAUUCCACCCAUGCUCAUUGGAGCUGGCAUCGCAAUGAUGAUGAUGAACCCGUGAAAUCAGAUGAAGUUUGGAUAACAUCACUUGUUAAUUCUGAUUGCAUUCGUAGCAACCAGUUGGACUUGAAGAUCCGCACCACGGCUUAGGAUGAACAGUUUGGGAGCUUGUCUUCUCCUCAGGUCUUUCACCAAUUCUCCUUCUGCAGUAGCAAAUGUCAUGCGGCUUGACCUGGGUAGAUGGUGGAGCAGUUUGCCAAUGCGUGUCGUUCCAUUGUUCUUUCUCAAACUUUAUGCUUUAAAAAAGGCGUUAUAAAUUCCAGGCCGAGUAUAAAUAAUCUGAUCCAAGUUGACCAGCAAGACUUCACGAGCUAGAGCUGUGGAGAGACUAGGCUGAUAUGCUACAUCUGUAGAUAGUUUUACGUGACAUUCAGAAGGAACAGUGUCUACAAUUCUCGUCAAUGACAUGCUAGCGAGCUCUUGCAUUGUUACCAUAUGACUAUUCUGUACUUGGAGAAUAGAGUGUGCAUCUAAUUAGUGACCAGUAAGUAACACAAAAUGUUUAUUGUGACCA